GCUUCAUAAAUGUUUUAGAUCUUGAUUUCAAAAUUCAUUUCUAGGGCAAAAUUAUAACUUUUUCUUCUUCCUGUUCGUGUAAUGGAGAUGACUCGGUUGAAGUGUGGUGAUGAUAAUGACAGUGUUCCUAAGACGGAGAAGGAUGAUGAGAUGCCUCCAGAUGAACAUCGUUGUUGUCACGCUGCUGGAAAAACAUGGAGAUGCAAGAGUUUCAGGAUGAAUCAUGGUGGUGGUGGUGCUGCUGCUGAUAGUGUUCCUAAGACCAAAUUCUGUGAAAAACAUUACUAUGGAAGGUUUCCUUAUAAGAAGAGGCAGCUUAUGAAGACAAGUGGAAAUGGUGAAACUAGGGCUUUGAAAAGGGGAAAGAAGGUAACAGAGGAAGAUGAAACAGGAGGAAUUCAACAAACUACUAGUGAUGGUACAGCUGAUGCAAUUGAAGAAAAAGGUUCUGCCAAAUUUGGGACCAAGAAGAAAAAUGUCAAAAGAACUCAAAGGUCUGGAGAACUAAAAUCACUGACUAAACCUGUGGUUGAAACUAGGGCUUCGAAGCGGAGGAAGAUGGCAAUGGAAGGUGACCUGCUACUUGAUGAAACAAGUAAUCAACCAGCUACUAAUGAUAACUGUGUCUCUGAUACAAUUAUAGAAUGUGGUUCUGCCAAUAUUCGGAGGAAGAGGAAAAAUGUCAAAAGAAAAAAAAGGUCUGGAGAAUUAAAAUCACUGACAAGAGCCAAGAAUAAGAUUAAGUGUCUUGAAUUGUCUUUGGAGCUUGAGAGGAAGAAACUGGAAUGCACUAAACUGCAGGGUAAACUAGCCGAGGUAGAAGAAACUAGAAACAUUGCUGAGACUGAGCGGACACCCGCGGAUGCCACUGCAAGUUGGGAGAAGAUGUUUUCCUAUUUGGAGAGUCGAUUCCAGGGGAAGGAUAACGGAAAUUCAACAAUGGGAUGUGUAGAGUCUUGCAUUUCUAAUUUGGAGAGCCUAUUCCUGAGGAUGGAAAGUAAACAUUCAACAAUGGCUGGAUGUGUAGAGUCUCGCAUUUCAAAGUUGGAGCUUAGUUCUGGGGAUGGAGAAUGAAAAUCCAAAAACGGGAUGUUUAGAGUCUCGCAUUUCAAAUUUGGAGAGUCUAGUCCAGAAUGGAAAUUUAACAAUGGCUGUAGAAUCUCGCAUUUUGAAAUUGGAGAGCCUAGUCUUGAGGAGAAAGGAAAGUUCAAUAUCGAGAUGUGGAGAACUGCGUAAUUCUGAAAACAUGGAGUCCGAAGUGCUGGGUUUGCAAAAUGGCGUUAGUGGAAGUGGCGAAAAGCAAAGAGAUAAAAGCAAGAGGAGCAAACCUAAUGCUGAAACCAGCAGUAGAUGGAGGAUGGAUUCUCAUGUGAAUGAGUGUUAAACCAAAGACAAGGUGCUCAAUGUGUAUGAUGUUGGUGUCAAUAAGCAUCAUGAAUCAGAGUCGAUCAGACUUUCACAAAUACUCUGCUGUGAACAUUUCUUCUGGAUGUCUACAUUUAUCAAGUGGGGGUGAAAACGUUGAAGAAGGGAAUGGUAGGGGCUGUUUGGAUGUGAUACAAUCUCAACAUGGAUCAUCAUCUCAAGAUCAAUUGGACAUGAGUAAGAAGCUUUUCGUCAACUUGGUCUCAGAUAACGGUGGUCAAAGUCUUGGAGAAUCUGAAGAUUCCGAUACUUCUACUGAUUCAGGAACUUCUCUUGGUGGCCUUAUGGACAUGCUGGCGAUGAAAUACAGAAAUAGGAACGACGACAAAGAAAUGAAAUGGAAAUCUGAGGCUGAUAUGCUUUCCUCAUUUGAAGAGGAUCCUGAGCUCUGCAUGAGAGCUGUUUGUGCUCUCCAUCGACAGCAGAUAUCCGAAGACGAGAUAUCAGCAAAGGGGUUGUUCCAUUUCUCUGAUGUGCUCAGGAUUACUACUUUGGCCAACUUUCUAAUGGAAGAGGAGUGCAAAGGGGACCUGAAGAAGUCUUUGAAAGAGCUCGAGAUAUUUGGUCCGGAAGGAGUUGUUGACUGCAAGAGGAUGGCUAGAAGAUACUGGUUUCAGUUAUUCAGUGUCUAUCAAAACGGAAAAGAUCCUUCGUUCCUCCCACCUACAACUGCCAGCCGUGGAGAUUAAACGGGCAAGUGAUAGAUUGUUGUGUAAGUGGCCUUUGCUUUUUUGACUUGGCGUUACAAUCUUGCAUCUCCUUUUAACCUCCUCUAAUGUUCUACACUUAUGAAAUGUAGAACUGGUAGUAAGUGAUACUCCCUCCGUCUCACUCCUAAGUGACCUAUUUGAUUUUAGAUUUUGUCCCAAUGAUAAGUGACCUAUAUCAUUAAACAAUGAGAUAUUCCGGAAUUAUCCUUUUAGUUAAUUAUAAAUAAUAU
This is a messenger RNA of Papaver somniferum (opium poppy), 2365 nucleotides long. RefSeq lists its product as uncharacterized. The transcript has 4 exons. Bases 82 to 1074 code for a protein of 330 amino acids. Lineage: Eukaryota; Viridiplantae; Streptophyta; Magnoliopsida; Ranunculales; Papaveraceae. The record is from RefSeq and is a predicted model, not a curated record.